AAUUAAGUUGUGUGGAUUGGGCCCGUCCGAAAACAUUUGGUCCUUGACCACACAUUUCACAAUACCUAGAGAGCACCAGAGGAAUGGAAACACUUUUACCUGUAAAGUUCAUUGGUCCUUCAAAUCCUGGACAUCCAAACCUACUGGAAACAUUUUUGGCGAUCCUACCAUGGAGCUUGCUGUUGUUCCCAGUGUGGGUCGAUCUAGUUCAGACUCACAGAAGCUGCUGUGCUCUGCGACAGGAUUCAACCCAAAAAUCAAGUGGCUUUCAGAAUCUAUGGAGAAACCUGGCAGCGCUUUACACCCUACAAUGAUGGAAGAUGGACUUGUGAAAGAAUUCAGUGAGAUAUCGGUGCCACAGCAAGAGUGGAAUCAAGGGUUCACUUACACCUGUCACACUGAUAACGGACACAGUGGGGAAACUGCUGAGAAAAGCACCAGUAUUUGCACAGCACAAUCAUUGUCCAAACCUUCAGUCCAAAUAAAGAGAUCUCAUCUCAGAGACGUUAUACAGGAGAAUAAGGUCACAAUUUCCUGUGUUGUUGAAGCACCAGACAACACUAAAGUGUCAUGGUUAACAGACAGUGUAAGUAAAAGAGCCACCAAAGAAGUCAAAGACCUGUCCAAUAACAUUGUGAGCAACUUGACUUUGUCCAGAAAUGAUUGGUUGACCCUUAAGUCUGUUGUUUGUUCUGCUAAACAUCCAUGUUUCCCAGAAGAGAAGGUUGAAAUUCAAACUGAUGAUAUAAAGAAAGAUCCUGUAGUCGUGAUCAGGAGGCCUUUCGUGAAAUCAGUGCAGACAGCCAGUGCUGUGCUGGAGUGUGUUGUAAAUGGUCUCCCCUCUGGUGAGGUCUGCAUCAUCUUCCAGGCUAAUAAUGUUGAUAUCUCAGAAUUAAGUUGUGUGGAUUGGGCCCCGUCCGAAAACAUUUGGUCCUUGACCACACAUUUCACAAUACCUAGAGAGCACCAGAGGAAUGGAAACACUUUUACCUGUAAAGUUCAUUGGUCCUUCAAAUCCUGGACAUCCAAACCUACUGGAAACAUUUUUGGCGAUCCUACCAUGGAGCUUGCUGUUGUUCCCAGUGUGGGUCGAUCUAGUUCAGACUCACAGAAGCUGCUGUGCUCUGCGACAGGAUUCAACCCAAAAAUCAAGUGGCUUUCAGAAUCUAUGGAGAAACCUGGCAGCGAUUUAGACCCUACAAUGAUGGAAGAUGGACGUGUGAAAGUGUACAGUGAGAUAUCGGUGCCACAGCAAGAGUGGAAUCAAGGGUUCACUUACACCUGUCACACUGAUAACGGACACAGUGGGGAAACUGCUGAGAAAAGCACCAAUAUUUGCACAGCACAAUCAUUGUCCAAACCUUCAGUCCAAAUAAAGAAAUCUCAUCUCAGAGACAUUAUACAGGAGAAUAAGGUCACAAUUUCCUGUGUUGUUGAAGCACCAGACAACACUGAAGUGUCAUGGUUAACAGACAGUGUAAGUAAAGAGCCACCAGAAGUCAAAGACCUGUCCAAUAACAUUGUGAGCAACUUGACUUUGUCCAGAAAUGAUUGGUUGACCCUUAAGUCUGUUGUUUGUUCCGCUAAACAUCCAUGUUUCCCAGAAGAGAAGGUUGAAAUUCAAACUGAUGAUAUAAAGACAGAUCCUGUAGUCGUGAUCAGGAGGCCUUUCGUGAAAUCAAUGCAGACAGCCAGUGCUGUGCUGGAGUGUGUUGUAAAUGGUCUCCCCUCUGGUGAGGUCUGCAUCAUCUUCCAGGCUAAUAAUGUUGAUAUCUCAGAAUUAAGUUGUGUGGAUUGGGCCCCGUCCGAAAACAUUUGGUCCUUGACCACACAUUUCACAAUACCUAGAGAGCACCAGAGGAAUGGAAACACUUUUACCUGUAAAGUUCAUUGGUCCUUCAAAUCCUGGACAUCCAAACCUACUGGAAACAUUUUUGGCGAUCCUACCAUGGAGCUUGUUGUUCCCAGUGUGGGUCGAUCUAGUUCAGACUCACAGAAGCUGCUGUGCUCUGCGACAGGAUUCAACCCAAAAAUCAAGUGGCUUUCAGAAUCUAUGGAGAAACCUGGCAGCGAUUUAGACCCUACAAUGAUGGAAGAUGGACGUGUGAAAGCGUACAGUGAGAUAUCGGUGCCACAGCAAGAGUGGAAUCAAGGGUUCACUUACACCUGUCACACUGAUAACGGACACAGUGGGAGAACUGCUGAGAAAAGCACCAGUAUUUGCACAGUGAUUGCACCGUCCAGUCAGCGGGCAGAGGUCUACUUGGUGGGUCCAUCCCUCAUUAGUGUGAGAUCUGACACCUCUGUGAAUUUGAAAUGUGUGGUUGUUGGUCAGAGUAUUAAGUUAUUCUCCAUUCAAUGGAAAGGGAAUCGUAUCGUCCCCAAUCCAAAUGGCUAUGAACAAGAGCCUAGAGUUCAUGACAAUGGGACUCAAAGCAAAGAAGCUAUUUUGAAGGUUUUAGUUUCAGAUUGGAAUGCAUACGAUCUCUUUACCUGUGAGGUUAAGCAUCUGUGCUCAAAUUAUACACAGCAGAAGAGCAUCUCAAAAACCCGAGAUCCCAAACAACCCACUGUGAGAAUCCUCAGACCCUCAGACAGUGAUCUCUCUGGACUCCAAAAUGCCAACCUUCUUUGCUUGAUCACUGGUUUCUUCCCAUCUGAUAUCUCUGUGCAGUGGCUACUAAAUGGGACACAACUAGAUGUGUCUCAGUUCACUAACACUCCUGUGGCUGCUCACACUUCAGGAGGGUUUGCAAUGCAUAGUGCCCUAAUGCUGCCUGCAUCAGAGUGGAAGGAUGGCACGUUCUCGUGUGUUGUUUCUCAUGAGUCAUCCCAAACUCCAAUCACCGCCACUAUAGAGAACUUGUAUGCCUCGUUGAUUCGCUCUGCUCCAUCUGUAGAGCUGCUGCAGGGUACUAACACUGUGCCUGAGCUAGUGUGCCUGGUAUUUGGUUUCAGCCCACCUGCCAUCAACAUCACCUGGUGGCUAGGUAAGAAAGAGGUGUCUGCUCACAGGAUCACUAACCUUGCAAGAGGCCCUGAUGGAAAAUUUAGCAUCCGAAGUCACCUGGAUCUCCAACCUUCAGACUGGACACCUGGUGAGGUGUACACAUGCGAGGUUACUCAUGUUACUGGUAUCCUGUCACCUAACGUCUCAACGAAAACAGCAUUAUCUGAAGAGGCUAUAUUUAUGAAUGAGAACAAACCUGAAGCUAUUGCACAGGAUACAGUUGAAGAGGCCUGGAAUAUGGCCUGUGCCUUCCUCAUCCUCUUCCUCCUCUCUCUUCUCUAUGGGUGCACAGUGACUUUGGUCAAAGUCAAGCCUACAUGAGCAAUAUUUUGAGUGUGUUUAUGUUUUCUAGAUUCCUUUGCUUCUUUGUUGUUGUUUUGUUUAUGUCUUUUAAUUUACAUUACUUAGCAAAAAUGAUAUGGUAAAUAUCAGCUUUUGGCCUUGUGGCCAUUUAAAUAUGAAUAAAUAAAUGGUUUUAACACACCUUUUGUUAUUAUAUUAGCAAUGCACGUAAACAUCACAGAUUUGUCAUUUUGUCAUUUAAAAAAAAAAUUAUUCAUAAAUCUCA
Onychostoma macrolepis is the source of this 3578-nucleotide messenger RNA. RefSeq lists its product as uncharacterized. The record is from RefSeq and is a predicted model, not a curated record. NCBI's taxonomy places the organism in Eukaryota, Metazoa, Chordata, Actinopteri, Cypriniformes, Cyprinidae.